Messenger RNA from Penaeus chinensis, 567 nucleotides. RefSeq lists its product as uncharacterized. The record is from RefSeq and is a predicted model, not a curated record. Gene Ontology annotation, molecular function: nucleic acid binding. Gene Ontology annotation, biological process: DNA integration. The annotation marks the transcript as partial. The transcript has 4 exons. NCBI's taxonomy places the organism in Eukaryota, Metazoa, Arthropoda, Malacostraca, Decapoda, Penaeidae.
CCUUUUUUUCAGCGAUGGGGAGUACGUCAUGCUAUGUCAAGCCCCCAUUACCCACAGUCCAAUGGGCAUGCAGAGGCUGCUGUGAAGAAAGUCAAGUAUCUGAUCAUGAAGACAGCACCCAACGGAAAUAUUGACAGUGAGGAGUUUGACAGAGGAUUACUGGAGUUACAUAACACCCCAAACUUCACUGGUCGAUCUCCUGCUCAGAUUCUGUUUGGCAUGCCCCUUCGCUCAUGUGUGCCUGCCCACUCUAGUGCCUUCAUGAAGGAGUGGCAGACCAAGGCUGAGGACUGCGACCGUACUUCACAGAUCAAGAUGCUUCCUGAGAUCUCACCUGCAGGUGUUUCAUCUCGAGAGGCUCAAGAGGCCUCUUUGAGAAUGAACCAAGAAAGGUACAUUAGGGACAUUGUGGAAGAGUUGGAAGCUGCUUCCCGAGCCCUGAGGGAAUUCCGGUCGAAGUUCAUCUCUCAACUGGUGAGGGCAGAGGAUGGUCACAUUGUGUCGGAGCCGGGUCUCAUCAAGCUGCCCAAGCUACGACCGGGAUUGUCUCGCAAAGAGACAACCUGA